Drosophila rhopaloa is the source of this 854-nucleotide messenger RNA. RefSeq lists its product as uncharacterized. The transcript is spliced from 5 exons. The record is from RefSeq and is a predicted model, not a curated record. Lineage: Eukaryota; Metazoa; Arthropoda; Insecta; Diptera; Drosophilidae. The coding region runs from base 131 to 454 and encodes 107 amino acids.
CUCGGAUGUGGGAAGUUAGCCCCAUUCGAUAUCAGACUCUCGGACCCUUCGUUUCGGCUCCUAAAUUUACAAAAUUCAAAAUUUCUUUUCGCAAGUAACUUAGCCAAAAUAUACGCUUAAAGGUCUUAGCAUGUGUGACGGAUGUGGAUCGUUGGAGCCGCGUGGAUGCCGCAGUAGGGAGUUGCGAUGCGGCAUCAUGUACACCACCUGCGACUGCGUGAAGCGGAACGGCCUGCAGGACAAGUGUCCGCGGUCCGCCUGCCAGGGCCGACCGGCCUGUCUGUGCUUUCCGUUCCCCACCUGCGGUCCUGCGGCCUUUCCGCUGCGCUACGCCAACAUGAUGAUGGGCGUGAACAACAAGCGGAUGCGCUGCGCCGCGACAGGAGCGCCGAACGGCGGUGCAUGUGGCGGAAGAGCCGCCGGCGGCUGCUGUGGCUGCGGCCCCUGCUGCUAAGCUCCAUCGCACAAGGUUAGCUCGCCACCACAAGGCAGGAUCGCUGCAGCCAAAUGCCGUUGCUAGGCUCCGAAUCCUUGACCUAUGACCCCGUCAUCCAUCCACAUCCGGUCGCGUGUGGUUUCUAAGAUGCUCCUGGCAACUGUGUCGAUCGGAUCCUGCCGUGCCACUUCUCUGGCGGGACAUAUUGUUGUGUGGCGCAGUUUUGGUUGAUGAUAAAUUCGAGGCGGCUUAAAUCAAGAUGGAGCUCGCUGCGGAACACUCGAGUGCUCAGGAACUUGUGGGAAUGCCUUGUGAAAAACGUCUGUCUCGUCUUGAUUUAAGCACCAAAUCAUUUGUAGGUUUUUGGACUCUUUUCUGGCAUUAAAUUAUAUAAAAUAAAUGAAAUGUACACAUUUAA